AUGGACGGCUUCUUGCAAUCCCAACGUGGGACCGGCGGUGAGGCUGAGAACUUGAGAUCAGCACCGCCGUCUCCUGCCUCUACAUCUGGCACUGAAUCCUCCGCACUGGAUUGGAUUGGGGAAGAAUUACGGUCAACAGCGACCUCGAUGGCCACCAAGACCAACCUAUUAACCCUAACUACCACCAUCCAGGAUGCCCUGCGUGCGGAGAUGGCAGUAAUCAGGAUGCAUGUAAGCGCCCAAGCAGGCCGCAUUCAAACCCUGGAACACUCACUUGAAGCCCAGUCCACCAGGAUCUCAGCGAUGGACGCGGCGAUCAAUCGGCAGGGAGAACUACUCCUCAGCAUGAGACACCACAUGGAAGACCUGGACAAUUGGGGCCGCAGGUGCAACAUCUGGGUCCGGGGAGUGCUGGAGGCCAACAGAGGGGAGAACGCUGAAGAAAUCUUAUCGGGCCUGUUCAAGAGCCUUCUGCAAAAUGAAGCUCCACAGUGA
Pelobates cultripes (western spadefoot toad) is the source of this 495-nucleotide messenger RNA. The record is from the annotation of a GenBank genome assembly. Lineage: Eukaryota; Metazoa; Chordata; Amphibia; Anura; Pelobatidae.